This is a messenger RNA of Aricia agestis (brown argus), 402 nucleotides long. RefSeq lists its product as uncharacterized. The transcript is spliced from 2 exons. Lineage: Eukaryota; Metazoa; Arthropoda; Insecta; Lepidoptera; Lycaenidae. The record is from RefSeq and is a predicted model, not a curated record. The coding region runs from base 1 to 402 and encodes 133 amino acids.
AUGUUGAACUUGGAGAGUAGAAAAGUUGGCCUUGAGAUGAACGUGUCCAAAACGAAAAUCAUGUCAAAGAGUGUCAAAAAGGCAAUAAAAGUAGAGAACAGCCUGAUAGAAUACGUAAACGAAUACACAUACUUGGGAAAACUUGUAUCUUUUAAUGAAAAUAACAACGAAAGUGAAGUAGAAAGACAAAUGGACUUGGGCUCUCCCGAUACAGUGAUAACAGGUGGACUUACCUUGCAACCAAAUGGCAGGGCCCAAAAGGUAAAAGAAAUAAAGGAAGGCCAAAGAAAAGAUGGACAGAUGGCAUCACAAAUAGCAGGGAAAAGCUGGAUGCAAACUGCUAAAGACAGAGGCAGGUGGAAAGAAAUGGAGGAGGCUUUUACCCAGAAUGGGGCCACGUAG